Naegleria lovaniensis is the source of this 2676-nucleotide messenger RNA. RefSeq lists its product as uncharacterized. Lineage: Eukaryota; Heterolobosea; Eutetramitea; Acrasida; Naegleriidae. Gene Ontology annotation, molecular function: nuclear import signal receptor activity; small GTPase binding. Gene Ontology annotation, biological process: protein import into nucleus. Gene Ontology annotation, cellular component: nucleus; cytoplasm. The transcript has a single exon. The record is from RefSeq and is a predicted model, not a curated record. Bases 1 to 2676 code for a protein of 891 amino acids.
AUGAGUUCAUGGACACCCGAUCAACGUGGACUUCUUGAAGUGAUGGAACUUCUCGUCAACAGCAGAAAGGGAAAUACUCAGAUUCAACGAGAAUGUACCAAGAAAAUGAAUGAACUCAACGACAACGUUCCCGACUUUAACAUUUAUUUGGUUCAUAUUUUCGUUCGAUGUAAAGACGUUGAGCCUGCAAUCAGACAAGCCGCUGGUCUGAUUUUGAAGGCCAACUUGAAACAAAAAUUAGUAACUCUACAAGAUGCGGCAAAGGAACACUUGAAGCUAUUGCUUUUGGAGGCUCUUGGAGAUGAAAUUCAAUUCAUUCGAACUACUGCUGGAGCUCUUAUUUCUUUUAUCCUAUACUGGGAUACUGUUGAAGCUUGGCCAACAUGCAUUUCUCAACUCGUUUCUCUCCUUACAAACAACACAAAUAAUGUUACACUGAUCAGCGGUGUGAUGGAUUGUAUGUCCAAAGUUUGUGAAGAUAACUAUUCUCAAUUUGUAGGAACUUAUGCCGACCAACUGGCAUAUUUGAUUCCUACCUUGAUUAGAUUUUUGGAAUAUCCUUCAGAAAAUGUAAAAAGAGAUGCUUUGGGUUCAAUACUUCACUUUUUCCAAUUAGACCCACUCCCCACACACUUGUUGAAUAAUAUGGACUCAUUCCUCAAAAGUCUGUUCAAUAUUGCAAACGAAAAUGCAGUAGUUCUUAGAAAAUAUUCAUGCCGAGCAUUUGUUAUGCUGUUAGAUACCCCUGAAUAUUUAAGAAAUGCAAUUUCUACUGUAUUUGAAUAUAUGAUCCAUUGUACAUCUUCCGGAGAGGAAAGUCUUGCUUUGGAGGCAUGUGAGUUCUGGACUGUUUUGUUGGAUCUUGAUCCAAAGAAUUCGUGUCAACAAUUUUAUCCAGUACUUCAAAAUUAUUUGCCUCAAUUGGUUCCUGUUCUGUUAGAUAAGAUGCAAUAUUCUGAGUUUGAACAACAAUCUCUUCUGCAUGACUCGGAGAGACCAGACAGAGACUCUGACAUUGAUCCUUCAGUGUAUCACGUGAGACCAAAAGAUACUAUUGAAGAAGAGGGUCAAUACGACGAAGAAGAUGAUGAAGAGUAUGAAGAUUGGGACGAAGAAAAUGGAGGUGAUGACUGGAGCUUGAGAAAAUGUGCUGCUACUUCACUAGAUUUAUUAUCUAACAUUUUUGGUUCUUCCAUUCUUCCAUUCUUGUUACCUCAAAUUGAACAAAAGAUGUCUCCUGAGAUGCCUUGGCCAGUGAAAGAAAGCGCAAUUUUGGCGUUGGGAGCGAUAUCAGAGGGAUGUAUGACUGGCAUGCUGCAACACCUUCCAAAAUUAAUUCCAUACAUGCUUACUUUAAUCGAUGAUGAAAAGCCUCUAGUGAGAAACAUUACAUGUUGGAGUUUGAGUAGAUACUCGAGAUGGAUUGUAGAACAACCAUUGGAUAGAUACUUUGAACCAGUGUUGGCAGCCAUCCUUAAGAAAAUGUUGGACAAGAACAAGGUUGUUCAAGAAGCAGCAAGUUCUGCAUUUGCAACACUUGAAGACCAUGCUAAGACUCUUUUAAUUCCUUAUCUUAAGCCAGUUUUGGAAACUAUUGCAAGUGCUUUCCAAAUCUAUCAAAAGAAGAACGUAUUUAUUUUGUAUGAUGCCAUUAGAACAUUAUCUGACUCUGUUGGAGCUCAUUUGAAUAAGCCAGUCUUUAUCCAACUGAUCAUUCCGCCACUAAUCACUAAAUGGAACUCAUUGUCUGACGAUGAUAAGGACUUGCUACCACUUCUUGAGUGUUUAACAGGUGUAUCAACUGCUCUUCAAUCUGGAUUCCAAUCUUUUGCUGCUCCAGUAUUCCAGAGAUGCCUUAAAAUUAUUCAAACCACAUACGCGAUGGAGGCAAAGAAUCCAGAGGAGGCUGACAAGGAUUUUGUCAUUUGUGCUCUGGAUCUUAUUGGAGGAAUAUUGGAAGGUUUAGGAUCAUCUGCCUCUUCUCUGAUUCUUACUGGACCAGAGUUGUUAAAUGUCUUGUUUUUGUGUAUUAAGGACAAAGUUCAAGAUGUAAGACAAAGUGCAUUUGGUGUCAUUGGAGACCUUGCCAAAGGAAGUAUUGAAUAUCUUCGUGGUGCACUUUCGGAAUUCUUACCUAUCAUGAUUGCCAAUCUCAAUGCUAAAACUGCUUCGGUGUGUAGCAACGCGUGUUGGGCACUUGGUGAAAUUACAGCGAAGAUUGGUAGUGACAUUAAUCCUUACGCCACUGAAAUGCUGGCUAAGAUGAUCCCAAUUAUCAAUGCAUCAAACACUUAUUCUACGUUGGUUGAAAAUCUUAGCGUUUCUAUUGGUAGAAUAGGAUUGGUGUGUCCAAAGAUAGUUUCCACACAAUUGCCAACCAUUUGUAAAAACUUGUGCUUGGGAUUAUCGAAGAUCAACAACAAAAUAGAAAGAGAACAUGGAUAUGCCGGAUUAUGUGCUAUCGUUAGAGAAAACCCUCAAGGAGCCAUUCCACAUUUCCCAUAUGUUCUAGAUGCCAUUUCCAACUGCAAAGAUCCAAGCCCAGAGCUAAAGAAUGAAUUUAUUAACAUUCUUCAAGGAUUUAAGCAAGGUAUGGGUGAGCAAGCAUGGUCCUCAUUUUUAUCUAGCAUCCCAGAAGAUAUCACCCUCAAACUUAGACAAGAGUAUAAUAUUUAA